AACACCAGGAUGUCCUAGUCCACAGAGGUUGGGGGGGCACACUCCAUAAUCUCUACUUUUCUUUUUAUGCAGCUGAGUCAUGGAGCUUUCAGCCCCAGCACGUGGCUCUUCCUUAACUGUGUCUGCUCAACCUCCCUCAGCCCUGUGAACAGCCUCCCCACACACAGACCACAGAGCAGGGCUCUCUCUGCUGCCACUUCACCUUCCUGAGACAGGACCAGCCGGCCAGAGCCUCAGUGACUGCCACCCUGGAGGACAGGGCACAACAGCCGUUUCUGGAGAGAAUGGGAGGAUUCCAGAAGGGCAAAUAUGGAAGUAUGGCUGAAGGUAGAUCAGAAGAUAACUUGUCUGCAACACCACCGGCAUUGAGGAUUAUCCUAGUGGGCAAAACAGGCUGCGGGAAAAGUGCCACAGGGAACAGCAUCCUUGGCCAGCCCGUGUUUGAGUCCAAGCUGAGGGCCCAGUCAGUGACCAGGAUGUGCCAGGUGAAAACAGGAACAUGGAACGGGAGGAAAGUCCUGGUGGUUGACACGCCCUCCAUCUUUGAGUCAAAGGCUGAUACCCAAGAGCUGUACAAGAACAUUGGGGACUGCUACCUGCUCUCUGCCCCGGGGCCCCACGUCCUGCUUCUGGUGAUCCAGCUGGGGCGUUUCACUGCUCAGGACACAGUGGCCAUCAGGAAGGUGAAAGAGGUCUUUGGGGCAGGGGCCAUGAGACAUGUGGUCAUCCUCUUCACCCACAAAGAGGACUUAGGGGGCCAGGCCCUGGAUUACUAUGUAGCAAACACGGACAACCGCAGCCUGAAAGACCUGGUGCAGGAGUGUGAGAGGAGGUACUGUGCCUUCAACAACUGGGCCACUGGGGAGGAGCAGAGGCAGCAGCGGGCAGAGCUCCUGGCUGUGAUCGAGAGGCUGGGGAGGGAGCGAGAGGGCUCCUUCCACAGCAACGACCUCUUCUUGGAUGCCCAGCUGCUCCAAAGAACUGGAGCUGGGGCCUGCCAGGAAGACUACAGGCAGUACCAGGCCAAAGUGGAAUGGCAGGUGGAGAAGCACAGGCAAGAGCUGAGGGAGAACGAGAGUAACUGGGCAUACAAGGCGCUCCUCAGAGUCAAACACUUGAUGCUUUUGCAUUAUAAGAUUUUUGUUUUUCUAUUUUUGUGCAGCAUACUUUUUUCCAUUAUUUUUCUGUUCAUCUUUCAUUACAUUUAAAUCUCUGGACCCUGGAGCACUUCUAACAUAUCACCCCGUGGAGUCAUUGUUCUAAUAAUCACCAAUUCAGACUCGGAUCCUCGUGGCCUGUGGAGCACGCUGCUUGCUGUCUGUGCAGCUUCCAUUUCGCCUUCUUCCUGAUAGACUUGGAGCUGUGUGCCUCCACUCCAAGGCUGCCUGCCUGCUGUAAACAGUAUCCCACUCUGUCUGCCAACGACUGCUUCAGGAAUGGGCCUGAGAUCCUAUGCAGAUCCAUGAGAAGUGAGUAAAAGUCCGCAGAGGUGGGGAUGGAAGGUCUCUCCUUAGAUAGAACCUGUCUUCGUCCCUGGCAUUGUGGGGUCUGGGCGUGACACUGGGACUGUCAGCAGCUUUGUGCUGCCAACCUGAGAUUGAAGGCAGUGCCUCAGAGCAGCACAGAGAGUUGGGGCCACAUGAGCCCUGAGCCACCAGCCCUGCAGCCUGCACUUCCAGUUGUGUUAGCCAAUAAAUUUCCUACUUAUUUAAGCUA
Symphalangus syndactylus (siamang) is the source of this 1716-nucleotide messenger RNA. RefSeq names its product GTPase, IMAP family member 5 (gene GIMAP5). Lineage: Eukaryota; Metazoa; Chordata; Mammalia; Primates; Hylobatidae. Gene Ontology annotation, molecular function: GTP binding. The record is from RefSeq and is a predicted model, not a curated record.